This is a messenger RNA of Caenorhabditis bovis, 1914 nucleotides long. NCBI's taxonomy places the organism in Eukaryota, Metazoa, Nematoda, Chromadorea, Rhabditida, Rhabditidae. The record is from the annotation of a GenBank genome assembly.
AUGAUUCGUAUGGGAACAUUGAAUCUGGUUCAGCUAAUACAAAGGCUAAUAAAAUAUGUAUGGCCCAAGAAUCAGCCAGCGAUUCGUCGGAGGGUUCUAGUUGCCCUCUCAUUAUUGGUGGCUGCAAAGCUAGCGAAUGUGUCGGUUCCAUUUUUGCUGCGUGACAUCGUUAAUUACUACAAUGGAAAAGCUCCCGAAUUUCUAAAGCUAACAUUUGAUGGAACGACAUCACAAACUCUAUUCACUGCUGGAAUAUGCACUAUUAUUGCUUACGGACUCGCUCGUACUACUUCAUCGGCUUUCAAUGAACUGCGCAAUGCGGUAUUUGCGAAAGUCGCUCAAAAUUCUGUCAGAAGUAUUUCUCGAUCGAUUUUUCUUCACUUACAUUCGCUCGACCUUUCAUUUCAUUUGAAUCGACAAACUGGCGCUUUAUCGAAAGCUAUUGAUCGUGGAACUCGCGGAAUGAGUUUUGUAUUAUCAUCAUUAGUAUUCAAUCUUCUUCCAACCGCGUUCGAGAUUGGAAUUGUUUCGGCGUUGUUCACAGGAACAUUGGGCACAGAGUUCGCCUAUAUGACCAUGGGAAGUAUUGGAAUGUACGCGGUGGCGACACUUGGAAUCACACAAUGGAGGACGAAAUUUCGACAUCAGAUGAAUCAGGCUGACAACGACGCCGGAAACAAGGCGGUCGAUUCGCUUAUCAAUUAUGAAACUGUGAAAUAUUUCAAUAACGAAAAAUUUGAAGCGGAUCGCUAUGAUUUCUUCUUGAAAAAAUAUGAGGACGCUUCACUGAAAACCACGUCAUCAUUGGCGCUUCUCAAUUUCACGCAGAACGCAAUUUUUUCGGCUGGCCUCAUUGGAGUGAUGUGCCUUGCUGGAAAUCGAAUUGCCGCCGGUGAAUUGACCGUUGGAGACUUGAUAUUGGCCAAUACUCUUCUUUUCCAGUUAUCGAUCCCAUUGAACUUUUUAGGUUCUGUUUAUCGCGAAGUUCGACAGGGACUUGUUGAUAUGAAUCAAAUGUUCUCGCUUCUCACACUUCAACCGAAAAUUGUCGAAUCGCCCAACGCCAAAGAAUUGAAAAUCAGCGGAAACGAUAUUUCGAUAAAAUUUGACAAUGUUUUCUUUGGCUAUUCCGACGAGAAGCCGAUUCUCAAUGGGCUUACGAUUGAGGUGCCGCAUGGGAAGAAGGUUGCGAUUGUUGGCGGAAGUGGAUCGGGAAAAUCAACAAUUGUCCGGCUGCUUUAUCGUUUGUAUGACGCUGAUAGCGGAAAAAUUAACAUUAAUGGAGAGAACAUUGGCGAUUUGACAUUGAAUUCCCUUCGGCAAAACAUCAGCAUUGUUCCGCAAGACUCGGUUCUUUUCCAUGAUACAAUUUAUUAUAAUUUGGCGUAUGGAAGGCCGUCGGCGUCAAGAGAAGAAGUGAUGAAUGCGGCGAAAAUGGCGGAUCUUCAUGAUUCGGUGUUAAGGAUGCCGAAUGGCUAUGAUACACUUGUCGGCGAGAGGGGUCUGAAAUUGUCGGGCGGUGAGAAGCAACGCGUUGCGAUUGCGCGAGCCAUUUUGAAAGGCUCGCCACUUGUCGUUUAUGAUGAGGCGACGUCGUCAUUAGAUGCCAUCACUGAAUCGAAUAUUAUGAAAUCGCUGAAAAAUGCCGUCCAAAAAAGCACUACACUUUUUAUUGCUCAUCGAUUGGCUACGAUUGUCGAUGCUGACAUAAUUUAUGUAUUAGAGAAUGGUCGUGUUCUUGAAAAAGGAUCGCAUUUUGAUCUACUUUCCAAAAAUGGGCUCUACGCAGAAUUGUGGAGGUCUCAAAACAUUCAUGGAGUUCAGCCGAAAGAGAAGAAAACCAGCGAUGAGAAGGAUUUGCUGCUCGAAUUGGAUCUAGACAAAUGCUGCGGAAGCUCGGGAUGCAAUCGAUAG